Messenger RNA from Rhizophagus irregularis DAOM 181602=DAOM 197198, 3212 nucleotides. RefSeq lists its product as uncharacterized. Lineage: Eukaryota; Fungi; Glomeromycota; Glomeromycetes; Glomerales; Glomeraceae. Gene Ontology annotation, biological process: intracellular signal transduction. The record is from RefSeq and is a predicted model, not a curated record. Gene Ontology annotation, molecular function: guanyl-nucleotide exchange factor activity; metal ion binding. Gene Ontology annotation, cellular component: cytoplasm.
AUAAAUAAAUUAAAACUUUUUAAUGAAUGCUUCCAAGUCCCUUUAUUAUUUAUUCUCCUCGUUUUAGCAUCUUUUCCUUGUUGAUAUUAAUUUUGGGUCAGGAAGGAACUGAGAUGAUAUUUUAAAAAAAACUGAUAUUUACACGGUGAAAACUAUUGCAGUUAUGGACAACACUAACGAUUUACAACAAGGGUCCGGACUAACAAGCAGUUCUAUUAGAAAUAAUAAUGCUUUAUCAGUUAAUACAACUGCUAUACAGCAAAACUAUAAUAACGGUGUCUCUUAUCUUUCUUCACCUACUUUUCGACGAACCAUGUUAUCCAAUGUGCGUCAGUCUUGGGUAUUUAGUACACCCCCUUCAAUUCCAGAAGCUGAAAGUGUUUAUGUUCAUCCAACUGCCAUACUUGAAAAGAACAAGGCAACCGCAAAAUCAAGAUUGUCAAUUUUUGUUCAAAAAGAUGGUGGAAAUCAACAACAGCAUGGAAGAGUAAUAACUAAUAGCACAAUAAAUGAGGCUCCAGAUAUGGAGAAUUUAACUGAUAAUGAACUAUCAUCAUCUCCAACCUCAAGCAGACCUAUAUCUAAUGUUUCUUCUUCUGUAAAUCAAGAUAGUAGUGAAUACGAUGCAUUAUCCGAUUCAUCACAUUCCUUAUCAUCAUCAUUUGCUUCUACUUCUAUAACAACGAACAAUAGGGAUAGUAUGUCUGAUAUAACUUCAAUGCUUAGCAAUUCACCUUCAAUACCAAAUGAUGAUCCUAAUAAAUUUAAUAGACUACCCAAUAAUAAUGUCCCUCGCCAUCGGUAUUCUAUCCCAUCUGCUUCAAAAGAAUUGAACAGUCCACGUCAAUAUAUUAUUGCUCCAAGACGUGCUUCAAUGCCAAUUCUUUCUAAUAAUACUGAUUCUGAUAUUCGGACUUCAUCUAUGUCAUCCGAUAUACCGAUAAUGGCAACAACUCUUUAUGAUGAUGAUGAUGAUGAACAAGACGAUGAAUUAAAAGAAAUAGUAAAAAAUAAUAGCUCUUUCCUCUCUCCUAAUGCCUCAAAUGAAAGUUCUAUUCAAGAGGUUGCUUUACGUACUAAUAGAUUAUCAUCGCCUGCCAAUGCGCAAUUAGCUCAGAGAGCUUCUAGAGCAUCUAUGAGAAUGAGUCUUAAUUCUUUAAUGCAAAAACGUUUUAAUAUUGCUUUCGAAAUCUUAACAACUGAACGUCAUUACGUUGAUUGUUUACAGCUUGUUCAGAGGUUAUUCCUUGAUCCUUUGACUAAAUCAUUGUCGUCAGCAAAUCCAAUACUGUCUAAGAAAUCAAUUAAUGAAAUUUUUGCAAAUCUUCCCGAACUGAUUAAUGUCAAUACCGAACUAUUAAGAAGAUUAGAUGAAAGAAUUGCUAUAACUAUUGAUGAUAAACCAAUCGAAGAUUCUGAGGAUAAAUUUUGGAAUCCUGAGGAUGGUUGCUUAGGAGAUGUUUUCUUGAAUAUGGCACCAUUCUUUAAAAUGUAUUCAAUUUAUGUAAAAAACUUCAAUUCCGCGCUUUCUGUAAUCGACGUCCAAUUAAGAGAUAACCCUACAUUUUCCGCUUUUCUAAGGGAUAUUAUCAAGACAGGACAAUGCAAAGGCCUUACUUUACAAGCUUAUUUGAUAAUGCCAGUACAGCGGAUACCCAGAUACAAAUUAUUGUUAGAAGAUUUGUUAAAGAAAACAGUUGAAACUCAUCCAGAUUAUCUCAAUUUAAAGAAAGCGUACCAAGUUAUUGAAAAUGUUGCCACUUUUGUCAAUGAAACUAUUCGACAACAUGAAAUGUUUAUUACUAUGUUGGAGAUUCAAAAAUCAUUAACGGGAUUUGAUGAAGUAUUGUUAGUUCCUGGUCGCACCUUCAUUAAGCGAGGAAUCGUCAAAAAGAUAUGUCGUCGAACGCAUCAGAAACGUGAAUUUUUCUUGUUUUCAGAUAUUUUGAUAUAUGCUAGCCCUAGUUUGAUGGAUGAUACUUAUACUUUUCAUCGAAAGUUCAGUCUUGAAGAUGUUACGAUUUUAGUAGUCGAAGAUACUCAAUAUGUAAAGAAUGGAUUCCAGAUAAUGAGUCCUCAGAAAAGCUUUACAGUUUAUGCAGAUACUCAAAAAGAAAAAGAAUCGUGGAUUAAUGCGACUCGGGAUGCCAAAGAAGAAUAUUUAAGCGCUAAAAGAACACUUAAAAUUGAUAAUAACGAGAGACUAGAAAGGAAGGACUUAUACAAAAAGAGAAUUGUAGAGAAUUAUCACGCACCUGUAUGGAUUCCGGAUUCAAAAGCCGAUCGAUGUAUGAAUUGUUCUGAAGAAUUUACAAUAUUUCGAAGAAAACAUCACUGUCGAGCAUGUGGUAAAGUUGUUUGCCAUGCUUGUUCUACAAGAAACUUCGUUAUUCCUGGCACAGUUGAACGGGAUGAUCAGUUGGCACGUGCAUGUGAUUCUUGUUUCUUUACAAUGUUCCCAGAUGCUUUAAGAGAUGAAGAUCUAGCACCUGGUAUUCACGUGUGGGACCUUGUUGGUAAUAGGAGUACAACGUCACUUGUUGAAUCUUCACAAAAAGAUGAUAAUAUUAAAGACAAAGAAAAGGACAAUGUUAUUAAUGAAUGUAAUAAGUUUGAAAGAACUAUUUUUAAAAACAUUGAGAACAAUCGAGCAAGUGUAGUUUCUUCUUCCUUAAAAUACAUCCAUGAUGCUAUUGUAGCUAAACGAUGUGAGCAAUGCAGAGUUGAUCUUACUGUAUUCAGAUGGAGGAAUACAUGUUUGAAAUGUAAAAAAAUUGUUUGUACUGAUUGUCUCACAAAGAAACCGAUUGAUUUUUCAUCGCUUCCAAAAGAAAUUUUGGAGGCAUUAUCAUCAGAUGAAACACAGACAGUUGAGAAUACUCUAAAUAAGCGAUUAAGUACCACAACAAAUGUUAUUAAAAUAUGCGAUUUUUGUUAUUUAGGUAUUGACCCAAGUCAUGUAACAAUAGAUGAAGAAACAGAUGGAUGGAGUGCAAAAGGACAAAUAACACCGCCAUCAACACCUGAAAUGAAAAGCUAUCGUGACAAUCAUGUUAUGAUAGAGAAAGAAUUAUGAAAGAUUAAAUAUAUUUUUUUAUGUAUAUUAUUUGUAUUUCUAUUGUGUUCAUAUUUCAUUUAGUAAAUUGUACAAAUAUAUAUAUAUUUAUACUAUAAAAAAUGUAAAACUUUUUUUAGCUAUUAUUAUGUUAAUC